AUGGCGACCGUUUCACAGCCCUUCGAGGCUCGGGCCGCGGCCACGAGAGACCCUCUGUCUCUUGACCCCAUCGACACGGACGACACCACCGGCGAGGACGGCCUGAUAGAUGAUGACGCCCAACUCGUCAUGCAGCCCGCUCUAAGCGUCGCCGCCACUCGCCUCACCCUCUCCCGGACACCUGCUGCCGAGAAGGCAGCCGCUAUGGACAUGGCACCCGAGAAUCCUUAUUUCGCCAGGCCAGGCUUGGUCCAUGAUGGCUCCGCAGACGAACCAAUUCAGUCACCACUCUAUCGCAAAGGAUCUAACGCUCGCUCGUUGCGGAGGACCAAUUCAGAUGACUCGAUUCUCUAUCACUCGCUGUCUCGCGUCUCCUCUCUCGGCGACGAGACCAUGUUUGACGACGUACGCGAAAUGGCCAAUGUCAGGAUGAAAGCGAUCAGAGACAGCCUGCCGGACAGGCCAAGCUUUAAAAUGCCUAGCAUGCCCAAAUUCGCUUCACAGCGCAAGAUGUUUCAAGCAUUUGAGGAACCGAACAUUGCGCCCAUUCCCGAGCAACCAGCCUUCAGUCAAGAAGACGAGGAUGCCGCAGCCCUCGAUCGCGUGCUCGAGACCAUGACAGGCGACCUGGUCAUUCUUGGGGGCUAUCGGGGUUCCGUGUUGCGUUCUGCAGAGGCGCCGCAUCACCAACUCUGGGCCCCGGUUAAGGUGGGACUGAACUUGAGGAAAGCCGACCUUGAGGUAGGCUUGGAUCCCGAGGACGAAGAAACCAUGGAACAGCGCAUCAUUCCAUCUGGUAUGCUGCAGAACAUCGGCCCCAUUGACAUCUCACGCAAACUGUUCAAAAAGGUCAGGUCUUGUGAGAACGCUCGGAACGGCAAGCUUCGCGUUUGGGAUUAUGGUUAUGACUGGAGGCUCAGCCCUCAUCUUCUGUCACAGAAAAUGAUCGCAUUUUUGGAGAAGCUACCAUCCAACCUGCCGGCGUCACAGGAGCCCAGGGGUGCCCUUGUCGUUGCGCACAGUCUAGGCGGACUGAUCACGCGGCACGUGGUCAACCAGCGUCCCGACCUCUUCUCGGGCGUUGUCUACGUUGGUGUGCCUCAGCGCUGCAUUAAUGUUCUCGGUCCUCUCCGCAAUGGUGAUGCCGUGUUGUUCAAUGAAAAGAUCCUCACUGCACAGGUUAACUUUUCUCUCCGGACGACCUUUGCAUUUCUUCCAGAAGAUGGAUUUUGCUUCAUCGACAAGGACACCAAGGAGGAGUAUCGAAUCGAUUUUCAUAGCGCUGACGACUGGAUCAAGUACCGACUAUGCCCAGCCACCGAUGCGGCCCUCCCAGCCCUGAACCCGAAGCCGGCAACCGGCUUUGGGUCCAUUCUUCGCAAUCGCAGUAGCAGUUACAGUGAGAAGCGGUACAGCCAGCCUCUGAGUAAUUCCGUUGGCGAUAUGACUCGUAAUGCCGAAUCCACAAGGGACCGCCUCCUCAAUCCGCAAAUCGACAGCACAGGUUCAAAGUUGUCUCCGUCAGACACCCGACCUUCUCCUUUUGGCGCUGGGUCAGAUUCUAUGCCGCCUCCACCGCUGAAUCGCGCCCGCAACAUUGCGUAUCUCAAGCGCACCCUCGCAGAGGUAAAGCGCUUCCGGGCUGAGCUGGCGCACAAACCGGCCUUCUCCGAGGCCAACGUCUACCCACCCAUCGCCCUCAUGUAUGGCAAGGACACGCCGACGGUGUACGCUGUCAAAGUUGCCGGACGAGACGCCAUUGCUCAUGCGGACUGUUAUGACGACCUUGUCUUCAGGCCUGGUGACGGCGUGGUUCUUGCACGCGAGGCUCAGCUGCCAGAGGGAUACGAACUCGUCCGAGGGGGGCGGCAGAGGACACACAGGGGGCACCUCACCAUGUUGGGGGAUAUGCCAGCCGUGGGACGAGCCAUGGAAGCUGUCAUUCGGGGGCGGAGAAAGGGCAUCGGCAUGGGCAGGCCGGAUAGAGGACACAAUGGCGCUGAGAGUAGCGCAGGCGCCUAG
Messenger RNA from Verticillium dahliae VdLs.17, 2022 nucleotides. RefSeq lists its product as uncharacterized. Gene Ontology annotation, molecular function: triacylglycerol lipase activity. The record is from RefSeq and is a predicted model, not a curated record. Bases 1 to 2022 code for a protein of 673 amino acids. The transcript is spliced from 2 exons. Lineage: Eukaryota; Fungi; Ascomycota; Sordariomycetes; Glomerellales; Plectosphaerellaceae.